Bufo bufo (common toad) is the source of this 2011-nucleotide messenger RNA. RefSeq names its product DEAD-box helicase 49 (gene DDX49). Gene Ontology annotation, molecular function: ATP binding; nucleic acid binding; RNA helicase activity. The transcript is spliced from 13 exons. The record is from RefSeq and is a predicted model, not a curated record. Bases 33 to 1481 code for a protein of 482 amino acids. Lineage: Eukaryota; Metazoa; Chordata; Amphibia; Anura; Bufonidae.
GUACUAUCAGUAGUCACGUGUGUUCGGGGGAGAUGGACGGCUUUCUGGAUCUGGGGCUUUCAUCGUGGCUCAUCGAGCAAUGCAAGCAACUGGGCAUCCGCAAACCGAGCCCGGUGCAAGAGAACUGCAUCCCGCCCAUAUUGGAGGGUCGCGACUGUAUGGGUUGUGCUAAAACCGGUAGUGGCAAGACUGCUGCUUUUGUUCUACCCAUACUCCAGAAGCUGUCUGAGGAUCCUUUUGGAAUAUUUUGCUUGGUGCUAACACCCACUCGUGAACUGGCUUAUCAGAUUGCUGAGCAGUUUCGAGUCCUCGGCAAGCCACUAGGUCUGAAGGAUUGUAUAAUUGUUGGUGGAAUGGAUAUGGUGGCACAAGCUUUGGCGCUGUCUAGAAAGCCGCAUGUUGUUAUAGCUACACCUGGCCGUUUGGCUGACCACAUUCGCAGUUCAAACACUUUCAGCAUCAAAAGGAUUAGAUUCUUGGUGCUGGAUGAGGCGGAUCGUCUUUUGGAACAGGGUUGUACUGACUUCACUAAAGACUUGCAAGUGAUUCUUGGAGCAAUUCCAGCCCAGAGACAGACUCUUCUCUUCAGCGCCACCUUGACAGAUACCUUGCAGGAGUUGAAAUCCAUUGCAAUGAACAAGCCUUUCUUCUGGGAAUCCACAUCAGAGGUGCGGACAGUGGAGCAGUUAGACCAGAGAUAUAUCUUGGUACCUGAGAAAGUGAAAGAUGCCUAUUUGGUGCAUUUGAUCCAGAAGUUCCAAGAUGAGCAUGAAGAUUGGUCCAUUAUGAUCUUCACCAACACUUGCAAAAACUGCCAAAUCCUCAAUAUGAUGCUUCGUGAGUUCAGUUUCCCUUCAGUAGCUCUGCACUCCAUGAUGAAGCAGAAAGACAGAUUUGCUGCCCUUGCAAAAUUCAAAUCCAGCAUUUACAAAAUUCUGAUUGCCACUGAUGUGGCGGCCAGGGGGCUGGAUAUUCCCACUGUGCAGGUUGUGAUCAAUCACAAUACCCCAGGCCUGCCAAAGAUCUACAUCCAUCGUGUGGGCCGCACAGCCAGGGCAGGGCGCCAUGGCAUGGCAAUAACAUUGGUAACUCAGUAUGACAUUCAUCUGGUGCAUGCUAUAGAAGAAAAGAUCAACAUGAAGCUGCAAGACUAUAUGGUGAAAGAAAGUGAAGUCCUGAAAAUCCUCACCCAAGUGAAUGUCACCAGGCGGGAAUGUGACAUUAAACUGGAAUGUACAGACUUUGAUGAAAAGAAGGAAAUAAACAAGCGGAAACAACUCAUUUUAGAAGGAAAGGAUCCAGAUCUGGAGGCAAAAAGAAAGGCAGAGCUUGAAAAAAUCAAAAAGCAGAAAAAGAAAUUCAAAGAACACAUUCAGGAGACAAUGCAGAAAGAACAAGAUGCCGUUGUACGCAGGAAGUUGAAGAAGAAACGACUCAGACAAGAAAAGAAGUUUGCCAAAGUUCAGCUGAGCAGUGACUGAAUCUGCAUUCACUUACCAGAACAGACCCUAGACAAACGACAGACAAUAGGGCAGCAGGAGUUGACCAUUUUCUAGUGUACUACGUGUGGCGUUAGUACAUAAAUAUUAUCCUAAUAGACUUUCCUUACAAUAAUAAGGAAACAUUAUGUCAUCCUGUGUUUACCAUUGGUAUGUGUAUUUCAUUGGGGAGCAGCAGUUCUAUGACCUAUAACCCAUGUAGAAAAUAUUUAAAAGAAACACCAGUUUCCCUUGGGCUGCUUAAUCUUCCUCUUACAAGUCAAUUGGAACUAGAGAGAGAUGUACCGUAUAUGUCAUGGCAGGCAGUUACUGGUGGCGCACUGAAUAUCCUCAGUUCCUUUUACACCAUUUAAAUUCCGAUAAGAAGCUUGAAUUCAAAGAUUUUGGGCUCACACACACGAACGUAUUUUCUUUCCGUGUCCGUUUCAUUUUUUUGCGGACCAUAUACGGAACCAUUCAUUUCAAUGGGUCCUCAAAAAAAACUGAAGGUACUCCGUGUGCAUUCUGUUUCC